CGGAAACUUGCCCUCUGUAAUGCGUUGUGACUUCCAAUUUUUGAGAUGAGUUGAGGAAUGAGAAAAUUGUGGUAAACGAACACCUUUGAAAAAACAACCAACCGAAUUCUAGAGAAAUCUCAUCAAAUCCACAAGAUAUUCGCAUUUAUUCAUCCGGGUUUCAAAUUUCUAGAUUGAAAUUGAAAUCUUCCAGAGUUUCUUAAAGAAAUUAGGGCCUUCUUCUCUCUUUCAACCCAGAAGAAGGCUCUGUUUCUUUUGAGCAGUAGAGAUUGUUGUGGGUGUUCUGGAAGAUGUUUCGGUUUUCGAUAGCAGCUCUUCAAUUGAUCGAGCUAUUCACCAGUUCUUUGGUUCAUUUAUUGUUUGGGUUAUACAUUUUUAGCUCUGCAGUCGCCGGUGAUCUUUCAUUAGCUUUGAACGAUCUGUUUUUCAAGUCAAAUGUUGAACCAUCAAUCCGGGAUGAACAGUUUAUCGGGUCUCCAGCCGCUGAUAAUGAUCUGCCCCCCAUUGUGUUGGUUCAUGGAAUUUUUGGAUUUGGAAAAGGGAGAUUAGGGGGGUUGUCUUAUUUUGCUGGGGCAGAAAAGAAGGACGAGAAGGUUUUGGUGCCUGAUUUGGGUUCAUUAACCAGUAUUUAUGACAGGGCUAGAGAAUUAUUCUAUUACUUGAAAGGCGGCCAAGUUGAUUACGGUGAAGAACACAGCAAGGCUUAUGGGCAUUCCCAAUUUGGAAGAACAUAUGAACAAGGACAUUAUCCUAUAUGGGACGAAGAUCAUCCAAUUCACUUUGUUGGGCAUUCUGCCGGAGCUCAGGUGAUACGAGCUUUGCAGCAAAUGUUGGCGGAUAAGGCGUUCAGGGGACACGAAAAUACUUCUGAAAGUUGGGUCUUGAGUGUUACGUCAUUAUCCGGUGCCUUCAAUGGAACCACACGAGCUUACUUGGACGGAAUGCAGCAAGAUGAUGGGAAAUCCAUGAAAUCGAAAUCGGGGAUAUGGGGACUUAUUGAUUGUCUUGUUGGAAACUCUGGCCCUUUUACUUCUGGUGACUGGAUCCUUCCAGAUCUUACAAUCCAAGGAGCUAUGCGUCUCAACAGCCGUCUUAACACCUUUCCUAGCACCUACUACUUUAGUUACGCGACAAAACGUACUAAAAAAUUCAUGGGUUUUACUGUUCCUUCCAACAUUCAAGGAGUCCACCCGUUGCUUUUCAUCAGAGUCUUGCAGAUGAGUCAAUGGAAGCACCCACCAGAUGUUCCUCCCCCUUUCAAGGGCUACAGGGAUGAAGAUUGGUGGGAUAAUGAUGGCGCACUAAAUACCAUUUCUAUGACUCACCCCCGUAUCCCGGUUGAACACCCUAGUCGUUUUGUUGUUGAAGAUUCUGAAUGUCAACCCUUGCAAACAGGCAUCUGGUAUUACAAGAUAGUGGAAGGCGAUCAUAUACUUUUCAUAGUGAAUCGUGAAAGAGCAGGAGUGCAAUUUGAUGUGAUAUACGACAGUAUAUUUGAGCGCUGUAGGAAACAUGCAUUUAGAAAGGUUCCCACAAUGCCAGAUCAUGCUAAUUCAGGAAAUUAGGGGUAUAGAUUUGUGUUUGUCUGCGACACAAAUGUUGUUGCAAAUGAUACCUACCAACUGCUGUUGUUGUUGUACAGCAAUAGAUUCAUGAAGAUUUAUGUAUGUGUUCGCCGUCUUCUUGUAUUGUAUUACACAACUGAUAUGCUUCGUGCUAAUGAUGUAACCGU
Messenger RNA from Lactuca virosa, 1732 nucleotides. The record is from the annotation of a GenBank genome assembly. NCBI's taxonomy places the organism in Eukaryota, Viridiplantae, Streptophyta, Magnoliopsida, Asterales, Asteraceae.